Molecule: messenger RNA, 1014 nt
Organism: Candida albicans SC5314
Lineage: Eukaryota; Fungi; Ascomycota; Pichiomycetes; Serinales; Debaryomycetaceae
Product: deoxycytidine monophosphate deaminase
Exons: 1
Coding region: 1-1014 (337 amino acids)
Molecular function (GO): hydrolase activity; zinc ion binding
Source: RefSeq, a predicted model, not a curated record
AUGUUGAUUGGUAUAUCUGGUACCUUAAGCUCAGGAAAGACUGAAGUCGCUAGAUACUUGACUUUCCAAGGGUUCAAGCUAAUUUCAUUUAAACAGGAAGGCCAUGAAUCAGAUGCCACCACGCCAGAGGAGGAUGAAGUGUCUCACCAAAUUACGGAUUUGACAGUCGAUGCAGACUACAAAAUGGAAGUUUUUAAACAUUUCGAUGAUUUGAGUGCUUUAGAUAAUUAUGUCACGGUUAAUUGGCAAGAUAAUUUUGUGAUUUCCCAUAUACAAGAUAUGAAUAUGUUGAAAGCAUUGCAGAAAAGACCAUUUUUCCUUCAUAUAUCUAUCGAUGCCCCGGUCUAUUUGAGAUAUCAAAGAUCAAAACUGAAAAAUAAUUUCACGUUGGAACAGUUUGUGGAUAAAAACGAUCAAUUGUUAUUCAAUGUUGCUAAUCCAUUGAUUGAGAUUAAUAACCAGGCACAGGUGAAAAUUAUAAAUACAUCGACUUCGAUCAAAGACUUGUUUAUCAAGUUGUCGGAACUUAAUCUUUUAAACGGUUCUCGAUUGAGACCUACUUGGGACUCGUACUUUAUGCGAUUAGCAGAUUUGGCAGCGUUAAGAUCAAACUGUAUGAAGCGUAGAGUCGGAUGUGUUAUUGUUCGCGAGAACCGAGUGGUUGCUACUGGGUAUAAUGGAACUCCUCGUCAUUUAACCAACUGUAAUGAAGGAGGUUGUUCCCGAUGCAAUAAAGGCCAAGGAAGUGGGGCACUGUUGGCCACAUGUCUUUGCUUGCAUGCUGAAGAAAAUGCGUUGUUAGAAGCCGGCAGAGAUAGAAUUCGCGGUGAGAGUGUAUUAUAUUGCAACACAUGUCCGUGCUUGACAUGCUCGAUAAAAAUUGUCCAAAGUGGGAUUAGAGAAGUUGUUUAUGCCCAGAGUUAUUCCAUGGACUUACAAAGCCAUAAAGUGAUGAGCGAGGCUAAUAUUAUAUUAAGACAAUUCCACCCUCCAAAAGAUGGAAUAUUUAUAUAG